UUCUCGCUUUUGCUUGGUGCUAGUAUGAAUCAGCUGUAUGUUCCUGUUUUUUUUCCCCUUGGACUAUUUUGAGUAUUUUGUAUGAUUACUUCAAUAAACUAGGGUGAGCUACAGUGGAACAGAACUGGAGUUCGCGAGGAGUUCGUCAGGCCGGAGGCGAUCGCUCGACGAAUGGUCCGGUCCCGUGGUCCAAGGAGCCUGUGUGAUUAAUAUUCAAUCAAGCCGAUUCCUAAGAUGGAGAACGAAACAACUUUCGCCUGUAACCAGACGCAGACCAGCACCCCCUCUCCCGCCCCGGUGUCUCCCUGUUCGAGCGUGCCCCCCCAUCACGCCCCCCGCUAUGGUACGAUCAUCCCUAACCGAAUCUUUGUUGGAGGAAUCGACUUUAAGACGAACGAGAGUGACCUGCGGCGGUUCUUCUCCCAGCACGGCGCGGUGAAGGAGGUGAAGAUCGUUAUUGACCGUGCGGGGGUGUCCAAGGGGUACGGCUUCGUGACCUUCGAGACUCAGGAGGACGCCCAGAAGAUCAUUCAUGAUGUGAGCGCUGAUCGGCUCUGCUUCAGGGACAAGAGGCUCAACAUCGGCCAGGCCAUCCGCAAGCAGCAACUGGGAGUGCCCUCGAGCGGGUUCUCCAUCUCCAGUCCCAGCCCGGGUAUCGCCAUCCCCGCCUCCGCGGGCACCAUGUACCUCACCACCUCCACGGGGUACCCCUACACCUACCACAACGGCGUGGCGUACUUCCACCCCCCCGAGAUGAGCCCCCCAGCGCAGCACUGGCCUCCCCGGUCCAUGUCCGGUUCUCCAGUUAUGGUCGCCCACCAGGCCCCGCCAGUCUACCCGCAGCCCACGUACCACCACUACCAGGCUCCAGCGCAGUGCGUUCCAGGCCCUCUGCAGUGGAACAUGUCACAGUCUCCAGUGCCCAGCAGCCCCCUGCUCUACCUGCAGCCGUCUGAGCUGCUGUACCAGCCCCUGGACCUGCCUGCAGACGGGGGCUGUGUGCCCCCCCCCAUGCCCCUGCUGGAGGCAUCUGUCCCCGAGCCCUACAUUGAUCACAUGGUGCAGCCAGCCUAUCAUCAGCUUUACGCCCAGAGUCCUGGAGGAAUGGCUCCCAUCAUGCAACAGGAAAUAGGAAAGGAACAGCGGUUUCACUGCGUGAGAAGAGGGUUCCCCCACUCCCAGGUGGGCCUGAAGGCCCGGUACAGCCGCAGCCCCCACUGCUCCCACCCCCGCAAGGAGUACCGGCCCGACGUCGGCAGCCUGUCCCCCCCGCCCCCCGCCGAGCCCCUCAAGUAGGAGCGAUGGGCUGGGUGGGGGGAGGGGCUACGGAGCUGGGCCACUGCCCCCGA
Molecule: messenger RNA, 1349 nt
Organism: Anguilla anguilla (European eel)
Lineage: Eukaryota; Metazoa; Chordata; Actinopteri; Anguilliformes; Anguillidae
Product: protein boule-like
Exons: 13
Coding region: 235-1296 (353 amino acids)
Molecular function (GO): RNA binding
Source: RefSeq, a predicted model, not a curated record